Molecule: messenger RNA, 3865 nt
Organism: Orycteropus afer afer
Lineage: Eukaryota; Metazoa; Chordata; Mammalia; Tubulidentata; Orycteropodidae
Gene: VARS1
Product: valyl-tRNA synthetase 1
Biological process (GO): valyl-tRNA aminoacylation
Cellular component (GO): cytosol; cytoplasm
Molecular function (GO): ATP binding; valine-tRNA ligase activity; aminoacyl-tRNA deacylase activity
Source: RefSeq, a predicted model, not a curated record
AUGUCCAUCCUGUACGUCUCCCCUCACCCCGAUGCCUUCCCCAGCCUCCGAGCCCUCAUAGCCGCGCGCUAUGGGGAGGCUGGGGAGGGUCCCGGAUGGGGAGGUGCCCACCCCCGCAUCUGUCUUCAACCGCCCCCGACAAGUAGGACUCCGUUUCCCCCACCUCGCCUGCCCGCCCUGGAGCAAGGGCCAGGUGGGCUCUGGGUGUGGGGGGCCACGGCUGUUGCUCAGCUAUUGUGGCCAGCAGGCUUGGGGGGUCCUGCGGGUAGCCGGGCAGCUGUCCUUGUCCAACAGUGGGUCAGUUAUGCCGACACGGAGCUUAUACCAGCUGCCUGUGGGGCAACACUGCCAGCCCUAGGACUUCGAAGUUCUGCCCAGGACCCCCAGGCUGCACUGGGUGCCCUGGGCCGAGCCCUGAGCCCCUUAGAGGAGUGGCUUCGGUUGCACACUUACUUGGCUGGGGAGGCCCCCACUCUGGCUGACCUGGCGGCUGUCACAGCCUUGUUGCUGCCUUUCCGAUAUGUACUAGACCCCUCAGCCCGCCGAAUCUGGGGUAAUGUGACUCGCUGGUUUAUCACCUGUGUCCAACAGCCAGAAUUCCGGGCUGUGCUGGGAGAGGUGGUUCUAUACUCAGGGGCUAGGUCCCUUGCUCAGCAGCUAGGCCCUGAGGUCUGUGUACCCCCAAAGACAGCUGCUCAGCUCAAGAAAGAGGCAAAGAAACGGGAGAAGCUAGAGAAAUUCCAACAGAAGCAGAAGAUCCAACAGCAGCAGCUGCCUUCAGGCGAGAAGAAACCCAAACCAGAGAAGAGGGAGAAACGGGAUCCUGGGAUCAUUACCUAUGACAUCCCAACCCCACCUGGGGAAAAGAAAGAUGUCAGUGGCACCAUGCCUGACUCCUACAGCCCCCAGUAUGUGGAGGCUGCCUGGUACCCUUGGUGGGAGCAGCAGGGCUUCUUCAAGCCAGAAUAUGGGCGUUCCAGUGUGUCAGCACCAAAUCCUCAAGGUGUCUUCAUGAUGUGCAUCCCACCCCCCAAUGUGACAGGCUCCCUGCACCUGGGCCAUGCACUCACCAAUGCCAUCCAGGACUCUCUGACCCGAUGGCAUCGCAUGCGCGGGGAGACCACCCUGUGGAAUCCUGGCUGUGACCAUGCAGGCAUUGCCACCCAGGUGGUGGUAGAAAAAAAACUGUGGCGUGAGCAAGGACUGAGCCGACACCAGCUGGGCCGUGAGGCCUUUUUGCAGGAGGUCUGGAAGUGGAAGGAGGAGAAAGGUGACCGGAUUUACCACCAGCUGAAAAAGCUGGGCAGCUCCUUGGACUGGGACCGAGCCUGUUUCACCAUGGACCCUAAACUCUCAGCGGCUGUGACAGAGGCUUUUGUCCGGCUCCAUGAGGAAGGGGUCAUCUAUCGCAGCACCCGCCUUGUCAACUGGUCCUGCACCCUCAACUCUGCCAUCUCUGACAUUGAGGUGGAUAAGAAGGAGCUGCCAGGCCGCACCCUGCUGUCUGUGCCUGGCUACAAGGAGAAGGUGGAGUUUGGAGUCCUUGUCUCCUUUGCCUACAAAGUUCAAGGCUCAGACAGCGACGAGGAGGUGGUGGUGGCAACAACUCGGAUUGAGACAAUGCUGGGUGAUGUGGCUGUGGCUGUGCAUCCCAAAGACCCCAGAUACCAGCACUUGAAGGGGAAGAGCGUCAUCCACCCAUUCCUGUCUCGGAGCCUCCCCAUUGUCUUUGAUGAUUUUGUGGACAUGGAGUUUGGCACAGGUGCGGUAAAGAUCACCCCUGCACAUGACCAGAAUGACUAUGAGGUUGGGCAGCGGCAUGGGCUGGAGGCCAUCAGCAUAAUGGAUUCACACGGGGUCCUCAUUAAUGUGCCCCCACCUUUCCUGGGCUUGCCCAGGUUUGAGGCAAGGAAGGCAGUGCUGGCAGCAUUGAAGGAGCAGGGACUGUUCAGGGACAUAAAGGAUAACCCCAUGGUGGUGCCGCUUUGCAACCGUUCCAAGGACGUGGUGGAGCCUCUGCUGCGGCCUCAGUGGUACGUGAGCUGUGGGGAAAUGGCCCAGGCAGCCAGUGCUGCUGUGACACGGGGUGACCUCCGCAUCCUGCCUGAGGCCCAUCAGCGGACAUGGCAUGCCUGGAUGGACAACAUCCGGGACUGGUGCAUCUCCCGACAGCUGUGGUGGGGCCAUCGCAUCCCAGCCUAUUUCAUCACUGUCAACGACCCUACUGUACCUCCUGGGGAGGACUCUGAUGAGCGGUACUGGGUGAGUGCGUGCAGUGAGGCACAGGCCCGGGAGAAGGCGGCCAAGGAGUUUGGAGUGUCUCCUGACAAGAUCAGCCUCCAGCAAGAUGAGGACGUAUUGGACACCUGGUUCUCCUCUGGUCUUUUCCCCUUCUCCAUUCUGGGCUGGCCUAACCAGUCAGAAGACCUGAGUGUGUUCUACCCGGGGACACUGCUGGAGACGGGCCAUGACAUCCUGUUCUUUUGGGUGGCCCGGAUGGUCAUGCUCGGCCUGAAACUCACCGGCAGGCUGCCCUUCCGAGAGGUCUACCUCCAUGCCAUCGUGCGAGAUGCCCAUGGCCGCAAGAUGAGCAAGUCUCUGGGCAAUGUCAUCGACCCCCUGGAUGUCAUCCAUGGAGUCUCCCUGCAGGGCCUCCAUGACCAGUUACUGAACAGCAACCUGGAUCCCAGUGAGGUAGAGAAGGCGAAAGAAGGGCAGAAGGCAGACUUCCCAGCAGGGAUUCCCGAGUGUGGCACUGAUGCACUCCGCUUUGGACUUUGUGCAUACACAUCCCAGGGGCGGGACAUCAACCUGGAUGUGAACCGGAUAUUGGGUUACCGCCACUUCUGCAACAAGCUCUGGAAUGCCACCAAGUUUGCCCUCCGUGGCCUUGGAAAGGGCUUUGUGCCCUCGCCCACCUCUGAGCCUGGAGGCCAUGAGAGCCUGGUGGACCGUUGGAUCUGCAGCCGGUUGACUGAAACUGUGAGACUCAGCAACCAAGGUUUCCAGGCCUAUGAUUUCCCAGCUGUCACCACUGCCCAGUACAGCUUCUGGCUCUAUGAGCUCUGUGAUGUCUACCUGGAGUGCCUGAAGCCUGUGCUGAAUGGGGUGGACCAGAUGGCAGCUGAGUGUGCCCGCCAGACCCUCUAUACCUGUCUGGAUGUUGCCCUACGCUUACUUUCCCCCUUCAUGCCCUUUGUGACUGAGGAGCUGUUCCAGAGGCUGCCCCGGCGGACACCACAGGCUCCCCCUAGCCUCUGUGUUACCCCCUACCCAGAACCCUCAGAGUGCUCCUGGAAGGACCCCGAGGCAGAAGCCGCCUUUGAGCUAGCACUGAGCAUCACUAGAGCUGUACGCUCCCUGCGUGCUGACUACAACCUCACCCGGUUCCGGCCCGACUGUUUCCUGGAAGUAGCUGAUGAGACCACAGGUGCCCAGGCCUCAGCCGUGUCUGCCUAUGUGCAGGCACUGGCCAGUGCGGGAGUGGUGGCUGUCCUGGCCUUGGGGGCUUCCGCACCACAGGGCUGUGCUGUAGCAGUUGCCUCUGACCGCUGCUCCGUCCACCUCCAGCUACAGGGACUGGUGGACCCAGCCCGGGAGCUGGGCAAGCUGCAGGCCAAGCGAGGGGAGGUGCAGCGGCAAGCUCAACGUCUGCAGGAGCGCCGCGCUGCCCCGGGCUACCCGGCCAAAGUGCCCCCCGAUGUCCAGGAGGCCGAUAAAGCCAAGCUCCAACAGACAGAAGCAGAGCUCAGGAAGGUGGACGAGGCCAUUGCCCUGUUCGAGAAGAUGCUGUGAUACACCCAAGUCUGACCCUCAGACCCCAGUGGCCCACCAUGGGGAUGGCAGCAAUAAACUAUUUUGCCAC